AUAUAAUGAAAAUGCAUAAAAUGAGUAAUAACUAAUGCAAAUUUCAAGAGAGAAAAGAUAAGAUAAUAUUUCCAUAUAAGAUGUUGGUGGAGGCAGCGGCGGGCCACCCAGGGAUAAGCCCCGCAGGAGGAGGGAGCGGCAGAGGCCGGAGCGGGGUGAGGAGGGGCCGGGGCCAGGAGGGAGGAGCGCUGGUAGGAAGAGGCCGGGCCGCGAGAGCCCCCGCCCCGGGAGGAAGGAGAGGUGGCCAAGCGUUUCCUGGCGCAUUCCCUGCCCGCUCUACUGACUCACUCGGCCAAGGAAACGUCCGGGCCCGCCGGGACCCCGCCGUGGACCCAGUUGCCCGGCAGGAGAGCUCGAACUAUGGCGAAAAAACCGGCAGAUCAGAAAGCGACUGUCGCGGGAGCCCCGAAUUCUCGCGCGAACAGCCGCCAGACGCGCUGCAGGAGCGCGGAGCACAGUCCGCAGGGGCAGCCUUGAAGCCGGCUGGACCCGCAGCAGGAGCGCGACUUGCCGGAGCUUGUCUGGAGUGUCGCCGGCCUCCAGAAUGAGACAGACCCCAACUUCCAGCUCGCC
Messenger RNA from Sapajus apella (tufted capuchin), 573 nucleotides. RefSeq names its product collagen alpha-1(I) chain-like. The record is from RefSeq and is a predicted model, not a curated record. NCBI's taxonomy places the organism in Eukaryota, Metazoa, Chordata, Mammalia, Primates, Cebidae. The coding region runs from base 81 to 548 and encodes 155 amino acids. The transcript is spliced from 2 exons.